Molecule: messenger RNA, 1935 nt
Organism: Camellia sinensis
Lineage: Eukaryota; Viridiplantae; Streptophyta; Magnoliopsida; Ericales; Theaceae
Gene: APL1
Product: ADP glucose pyrophosphorylase large subunit 1
Biological process (GO): glycogen biosynthetic process
Molecular function (GO): glucose-1-phosphate adenylyltransferase activity
Source: RefSeq, a predicted model, not a curated record
CCUCCAGUAGCAUGCAUUCCAUGAAAGCAAAGACUUGCAUUGCUCUUAAAACUCUCCUGUCUUCCUCCUUUCCAUAUAUAUGGUUCAUUGAAUUUUUCUACAAGCAGGCAUUUUCAUACACCUGAAAUUCCAAUUUUGCCCUCGGGUUUCAGAGAAAAUGGCAGUAUCGGCAGAUGGCCGGAUUACGUUGUCAGCUGCUGGGCAGUUGAAUGGGAGUGGAGGGUUGGCAGGGAAGAACUGGAGGCUCGUGAAGUUCUGUAAUGGAGAGUUGAUGGGAAAGAAGAUGAAGAUGACACUUCUUCAUCAGGGGAUGAUCAAGAAGAGCAAUGUUAGGCCUCAUGUGUCCAUGUCUCUCACUGUUAAUGUUGCAGGUGAAGCCAAAUUGAGGAACCUAGAGAUGGAGAAAAGGGACCCGAGAACAGUUGUGGCAGUCAUACUGGGAGGUGGAGCCGGUACUCGCCUUUUUCCUCUCACCAAACGUCGUGCCAAACCUGCUGUCCCGAUUGGAGGAGCAUACAGGCUGAUUGAUGUGCCAAUGAGCAACUGCAUUAACAGUGGGAUCAACAAAGUUUACAUUCUCACUCAGUUCAACUCUACAUCGCUCAACAGACAUCUCGUUCGUGCAUAUAACCUUGGUGGUGGUGUCACCUUUGGAGAUGGCUUUGUUGAGGCUCUAGCAGCUACUCAAACUCAAGGUGAGACAGGUAAAAGGUGGUUCCAAGGUACAGCAGAUGCUGUGAGGCAGUUUCAUUGGCUUUUUGAGGAUGCAAGAAGCAAAGAUAUUGAAGAUGUGGUCAUUCUAUCAGGAGAUCACUUGUAUAGAAUGGACUAUAUGGACUUCGUUCACAAUCAUCGUCAAAGUGGUGCAGAUAUCACUUUAUCCUGUUUGCCAAUGGAUGACAGCCGCGCUUCAGAUUUUGGUUUGAUGAAGAUAGAUGGUAAAGGAAGGAUCCUUUCAUUCAAUGAAAAGCCCAAAGGAGCUGAUUUGAAGGCAAUGGCAGUAGAUACAACAGUUAUAGGACUACCAAGAGAAGAGGCUGAAAAGAAACCAUAUAUUGCUUCCAUGGGAGUCUAUGUCUUCAAGAAGGAGAUACUUCUCAAUCUUUUAAGAUGGCGCUUCCCGACUGCAAAUGACUUUGGAUCAGAGAUAAUUCCUGCCUCUGCCAAAGAGUUCUUCAUAAAGGCUUAUUUAUUUAACGAUUACUGGGAAGAUAUCGGCACAAUAAAAUCCUUUUUCGAAGCAAACCUUGCCCUUACUGCACAUCCCACAAGAUUUAGUUUCUAUGAUGCAAACAAGCCAAUGUAUACAUCAAGAAGAAACUUACCACCAUCAAAGAUUGAUAGCAGCAAGAUUGUUGAUUCAAUUGUAUCCCAUGGCAGUUUCUUAAAUAAUUGCUUUAUAGAGCACAGUGUUGUUGGCAUCAGAUCCCGGAUAAACUCCAAUGUCCACUUAAAGGACACAGUGAUGCUUGGUGCUGACUACUAUGAAACUGAUAAUGAAGUUGCAGCACUGGUAGCAGAGGGAAGAGUUCCUAUUGGAAUAGGAGAAAAUACAAAAAUCAAAAACUGCAUCAUUGACAAGAAUGCUAGAAUCGGAAAGAAUGUUGUUAUUGCAAACUCAGAGGUCAUUCAAGAGGCUGAUAGAUCCUCAGAAGGGUUUUAUAUUCGUUCAGGCAUUACCAUCAUACUAAAAAAUUCAACAAUCAAAGAUGGAUCUGUGAUAUGAUCAUAAGUACAGCUUCAUUUCCUCUAUUUUCUGGCUCAAUUAUAGAGGGAAAUAGAGAAUUUUCCAGAUAUGUGCAUUGUAUCUACCAAUGACAGCAAAGUUUGUAAAGAGCUUGAAAUACUAUCAAGUAAUACUAAUAUGCAUAUAUCCCUUAAUGUUUUGUAUUGAUGCAAAUUUUUUAAAUGACAAAUAUGGUUCUAUUCUUGAAA